UUAUUCUCACAGAGUGGGGAGUUCAGUUUUCGCUUUGAAUAAUUCUUGACGAUUAAAAUGAAUCAUUUACUGGUUUUCUUCCUAUUAGCAAUAUCAAUUUCCUUGUCACUGGGCUACGAUGUGUCCCAUUUCUACAUCUGCUCCACCGAUUACGUCAAGAAAGAACGAAACUUCCUCUGCCAGGUAAGCAAAUUCAACAUGAACGUGCCAUUGCCUUCCCAGGGGGAUGAGUUUUUCAACUGCUGCAUGGAAACGUCCGAAUGGAUGAACCGAAGUAACAAAGCUUUGCUAGUGGACCGGCUGGCCAAGGAUAUGAAAAAGUACGGCUUCGAUAACCGUAACAGUGCCAUCGAGAAGGUCGGUAGCGAUUGCCGGCGAGAAAUGGGAAGCAAAAUCAACGGCCGGGGAUACCUGCUGUGUUUUCUGACGGAUAAAAGAACUUCGAAUGGUUUCAAGCAUAUGCUGAAGAAAAAGGAGGGUGAGUUUUUCACGAAGCAGACUUAUUGCAAGUCAGGUUAAGAAAACAUGGCGGUGAUGCUAAUUUUAUCCUGAAAUCCUUGAUUAUCCUUAAAUAGCCU
Aedes albopictus (Asian tiger mosquito) is the source of this 578-nucleotide messenger RNA. RefSeq lists its product as uncharacterized. NCBI's taxonomy places the organism in Eukaryota, Metazoa, Arthropoda, Insecta, Diptera, Culicidae. Gene Ontology annotation, molecular function: odorant binding. The coding region runs from base 58 to 519 and encodes 153 amino acids. The record is from RefSeq and is a predicted model, not a curated record. The transcript has 2 exons.